GAGACUAAUCGGCAACUCGAAAAGUGCCAACGAAAACCUCCAACGUGGAAUAUAUAAAUAUGGAAGAUGAUGUACUAAAUAAUCGAUCGUAUAGUUCGUUUUUUUAUGAGAUUUUUUUUCAUUUUGAAAGUAUUUGAUAUUAAAUUGCAAGUGUGUAAUUGAUCAUCAAAUAACAUUACAAUAACUAAAGAAAUUAUGAUCAUGAAAUUAUCAGCACUUGGGCUAUAUUUGAUAUACAUAAGCUGAUCCCAGGAAGCUGAUUUAAAUGAAUAAAGCCAUAUUUACGUUCGUCGAUUUACUGUAUUACUAAAUACGAACAUUUGGGAACUAAAUGCACGAAUGAAAAUGUAUUCUUUUUUAUUAAUGCAAGUUUAAUUUUUUUAAUACGAUUUGUCAGAUCUUUACCUCUGAGCCCGUGGAUCAACUGGAAUCAUGAACUUCUAGUUCUCUAUUUCCGAGUCUACACCAAACAGUAAAUACAGAUUCGUUACAUUGACAACAAAACUGGAUUUUAUCAUUGAGUAAUAAAAUGUCCAACACAGCAGAAUAUGUGCCAACUGUAGGAGAGGGUGUCUUGCAAGCUGUUCGUGGGGAGUUGGCGAAAAAAGAGCAGGUUCAGAAGAAACAUUACUUCAUGUUAAAUGAACUUCAAAAAAUGGCAAGGGAGCUACCUAUGCAAUAUCAACAGCGAAUGCCAUACGACUUGUUGUCAUCUUUGGCCAAUGCUCUGCUUGAUGGCACCGUGUAUGAGAUUGUCAGAAGUUUGAAGGAAGUUCAGCAGUUAGAAGAAAGGAACCUUUUUCAGCAGAGGAUGAAUAUUGUGAAUGAACACAAAGCGAUCAAAAAAGAUUUACAACGCAAGCAGAAGGAAGCCUUACAACACUGCCAGAUGGCAAAACCGCAUCAAUUGCCAUAUUUACAAGUACAGCAGGAGAGAGACUUUCAGACAAUGGAGAAGAAAUAUGAAGAUGAACUGAAGCGUAAAGACAUGAAAAUUAUUCUGGAGUUAGAUCAGAAAGUCAUGGAUCAACAAGUGACUUUAGAGAAAUCAGGAGUUCCAGGAUUCUUUGUGACUAAUAAACCGACAGAAAUUAAAUUACAGAUGCAUUUAUUGGAGUUUAUUAAUCGUAUGAGUGUUAUGUCUAUGCCCUUAUAGUCAAAGGAAAUACCAGUACACAUCACUGCACUGGAGAUGAUAAAUCACAUAUUUGGAAAGGAUAGGCAGCUGAUUCUGUACAUGCCUUUGAUAUAUUGUCGACUGACUACCAUUGAAAUUAAUUGGCAUUUUUAGAUGCCAGAUAGUCAAAUCAUCAUCCAACGAUUACAGUUUAAAUAUUUUAAUAUCUAUACCACUGGAGAAGAUGCAGUAGAUCAACCUGAAAUUAAAGUUACUGCGAUGUGUUUUGGAUGAGGAUGAAUUAAUGUGCAAUCCUACAGAUUUGAUGCAAUAUGAUGGAUUAAUGGAAAUGUCACUGUAUGGUACCAGUAGAGAUUGGCUGUGUAAUGUCUUGUUGACCCAAAAUAUAAAAAUCAACUGUACUUAUUGCAAUGUACAUAUUUAUUGUCUUUUCGGAUUAAAUCCCAGAAGGAUAUUUUUAUAAUGAAAUAUAAUUUAUAUAAU
Messenger RNA from Owenia fusiformis, 1621 nucleotides. The record is from the annotation of a GenBank genome assembly. Lineage: Eukaryota; Metazoa; Annelida; Polychaeta; Sabellida; Oweniidae.